Messenger RNA from Effrenium voratum, 669 nucleotides. NCBI's taxonomy places the organism in Eukaryota, Dinophyceae, Suessiales, Symbiodiniaceae. The record is from the annotation of a GenBank genome assembly.
AUGAAGGCCAUGGUCGAGAAGAUCGCUGCCGAGGAAAAGCUCAAGGCGGUCAUAAAGGAGCACGACAAGCACUCCCACAAGACCACGGUGAACACCAUCACGAAGCCGUCCCUGACGAAGGGCUACGCGGAGGAGUCGUCCAACACAGGAGAAGGCCGAGCUCAUGUCCACGAUCCUGCCCCGGAAGAGCGCAACAUCAGCUCAUAUGGAGAAUGUCGAGGAGGCGGCCUGAAAGAUGGACCUCACCGUCAUCCACUUCCGCUACGGGUUGGCCACAAGCUGAUGCAGCUGUCCGUUCUCAUGACUGCGGCGACUUCGAGUCUUAUCAUGAACAUGCACAAGGAGAACCACCUCAAGGGCGACUUUCUAUGGGAAUUUGCGUGUGCGCCGGAGAGCUGGCUGUCACAGGCCAUCCUGGAUCGGCACUUGAUCGCCCGGCGUAUCAACCUGAGCGAGGGCUAUGACCUCUUCAAGCCAGAUACCUGGAGACGCCUUCGGGUACUUCGAGAUGUUCAUAAGCCCAAGAAGCUCUGGUUCUCGCUUCCUUGCACCCACUUUUGCAACUGGGUAUCUGUCAACUACAACACUCCCGAGCGCAAGGAGCGUCUUGAGGAUCUGCGUCGAAAAGACCGGCGUAUGAUCCAAGGACUUCAUCCUGGAGACCGUUGA